UGGGAAAAUGCCCCUAUUACCUUGGCUUUAUUUACCAUUGGUUAUUUGUCGCCUCGGUGGUAAUAAUGCUAGAUCUUUUGCUUCUACUUUUCAUCAUAUGAUUUUAAAAAAACCUUGGAUUAGGACUUAG
Messenger RNA from Funneliformis caledonium, 130 nucleotides. The record is from the annotation of a GenBank genome assembly. NCBI's taxonomy places the organism in Eukaryota, Fungi, Glomeromycota, Glomeromycetes, Glomerales, Glomeraceae.